UUACUAAAACCUCUUCACUUUUUUCUUUUUAUUCUGUAUUUUUUCUCUCGUCGGCUUUAUUUUCUUCGCAAUCGCCAGGCCUCUCGAAAGGGUCUUCAGAUCCCUGCAGGCUCUUUUGAUCUCGGAGGAUUUAUUUCGAGAGGCUAAAGAAUUGUGAGAAGAGAAAAAAAAAAAGUAGAAGGAGGAUGUCUAAGGCGGGGACAUUGGAUCUGGCAUCUGGGGUUGGUGGAAAGAUUGACAAGGACCUUGUUCUCUCCGCCGUUGAUAAGUACGAGAAGUAUCAUGUUUGCUUUGGGGGUGAAGAGGAAGAGAGAAAAGCUAACUACACCGACAUGGUCAAUAAGUACUAUGAUCUGGUCACAAGUUUCUAUGAGUAUGGAUGGGGAGAAUCAUUCCAUUUUGCACCCAGGUGGAAAGGCGAGUCUCUUCAGGAGAGCAUUAAGCGGCACGAGCACUUCUUGGCCUUACAGCUUGGUCUAAAACCAGGACAAAAGGUCUUGGAUGUCGGAUGUGGUAUUGGCGGACCAUUAAGAGAAAUUGCACGGUUCAGUAAAACAUCAGUCACAGGUCUCAACAACAAUGAGUACCAGAUAUCUAGGGGAAAGGUGCUAAAUCGUAUUGCUGGAGUGAACCAUACUUGUGACUUUGUUAAGGCUGAUUUCAUGAAGAUGCCAUUCCCUGACAAUAACUUCGAUGCAGUGUAUGCAAUUGAAGCCACCUGCCAUGCCCCGGAUCCAGUCGGAUGCUACAAGGAAAUAUAUAGGGUUCUAAAACCGGGGCAGUGUUUUGCUGCGUACGAGUGGUGCAUGACUGACGCAUAUGACCCUAAUAACAAAGAACACCAGCAGAUAAAGGCUGACAUUGAACUCGGUAACGGGCUCCCUGAUAUUAGGCUGACUCACCAGUGUCUUGAUGCUGUUAAAAAAGCUGGUUUUGAAGUGGUGUGGGAAAAAGAUCUUGCAAAGGACUCACCUGUCCCUUGGUAUCUGCCUAUGGACACAAGUCACUUCUCAAUCAGUAGUUUCCGUUUGACGGCACUUGGACGCUUUUUUACCAGAAACGUGGUGAUGGUUCUAGAAACACUGGGAGUUGCGCCUAAAGGAAGUCAAAGAGUUCAAGCUUUCUUAGAGAAAGCUGCAGAAGGGCUUGUUUUUGGGGCCAAGAAAGAGAUUUUCACGUCAAUGUAUUUCUUCUUAGCCCGGAAGCCCCUUGCCAAGACUGAGUAAUGUGUGAUUUAUUUUAACCGCAUUGCGUGUAAAUUAUCUUAGCAGCAAAAGAGCUCGUUUGAACCUUGUCUUUUGUUCGAAAAAAGCUAGGCGGUGUUGGUUUGUAAGAACUUAUAAGUGAUUUGUUUCUGGAUUUGAUAGGGCUGUUUGAAUUUCUCCAGAGACUUUGCUUUUGCUAUUUUCCAGUACCCAAACAUUUUGGACACUGUUUCCUUGUUGUGUACGCUAAAAGCGUCUCACAAUUCCUAAUAUCUGAAAAGGAUUAUCAUUCUUUUUCUAAAAAUACACUAGUAGAGUACUACACGAUGGUAAAUAAUAA
Messenger RNA from Striga asiatica, 1545 nucleotides. The record is from the annotation of a GenBank genome assembly. Lineage: Eukaryota; Viridiplantae; Streptophyta; Magnoliopsida; Lamiales; Orobanchaceae.